Messenger RNA from Drosophila erecta, 2106 nucleotides. RefSeq lists its product as uncharacterized. The record is from RefSeq and is a predicted model, not a curated record. Bases 1 to 2106 code for a protein of 701 amino acids. NCBI's taxonomy places the organism in Eukaryota, Metazoa, Arthropoda, Insecta, Diptera, Drosophilidae. The transcript has a single exon.
AUGAAACACCCAAGGCCACUACCCACCAAGUUCCGCAUUGAGAAUGUCGUUCUGGACUUUGGAGUCGAGGAGAAUGCUGAUCCCAUGAACAUACUCCCCGAGGACAGACCAAUGCCAGCUCCAAAUUCAUCAAGGAUUGCCAAGACCUGUCGAUUGGCCAACGAGGCAAAAACAUCUCCUAAUGAGCGCAAAACUGUUCCAAAACCCAUCGUCGAACUAGAACUUCCACCGCAAAUGGCAUCAGAUUGGAUGUUUGACCGCAGUUUUCGACCCAUAACACCCAUCCCCAGGAGCUUGGUGGAUGAUUAUGAUACAGGUCUGCCGUCGUCGGAGGAUAUUUGGAAGAGUUAUAUGGAUGUGAAGAUGGGCGUUAUACAGCCCUCGGAAGCUGAGUGGCCUUUGUGCUGCAUGACGAAUUCGGAGGCAUCCACAACUUCGCCUCCAACUAUAACGGAAUCUCAAAAGUCCGAUGGGUUUCCUCCGAAAAAUAUUUUCGAAACUGGCUUUGAGAGGAAGAUCGAUGAAGAAGAGCAGCGGGCCUUGGAUCAGUGGUUAGAAUCGGAGGGGCUCAACGGGCUCCAUAAUGAUGUAGAGGAAUCCGAUUCAAAAAGUAAGGUCGAAAAUGACCCCCAGACUCCUCGGCCUCGGAUUCUGGACAAUGAAGAUGUCGCCUUUGCUAGCCUUCCUGUUGGAAUCGAAGAGGAGCGGGCCAUCAAGGAGUGGAUAAAAUCGGAGGGGCUCAACGAACCCCAUAGUGACAUAGAAGAGUUCAAUAUGUUAUUGAGCCUGGCCAGAGACCAUGAGAAGAAUCGGGAUCUUCUGUUCGAGCUACUAAAGCCCAAGGAUCUUAUCUCCCAGGAAAAGGAUGUUUGGAAAAAGUUUUCUCCAAGGGUGUUCGAAAUGCCGCAGAAAUCGGAUUUUGUUGAGCCUGAGUUGUGGAAACCUGUGCCCAAAGAGAAGGUUUCCAUAGAAACUGUAUCAGAAAAGGAACCAGAAAAAGCAAAUCAAGGUAUUGUGGAAAAACCAGAAAAGCCAGUUAUCCUCGAGGUCAAAGACAUUAAGCCAUUAACCCCGAGGCCAGAGGAUGAGGAAGCCAUCCAGAGUUGGCUACAGCAAUGCAGUGAAACCAUAUCCCAGCAACUGCAACUUCUCAUCUAUGAGGACAGCUCCAGCAAACCAGCAUCUGGAGAACCAGAGGGCAUUGACUUCGAGACCGAGAUCAGCAAGGAGCAAAUGAAACCCCGAGUCCUGGGUGAAAGCAACAGAAAAGUCUCAACGGAGACUGGAUGGCAGAACAGCUUCACAGUUCGCCUCGAGGACUUCGAGUACAUCAUUGACCAAAACAUGACAGAGUUCAGGGAUCCCCAAGCUAAGAGACUCCGCUCGAAGUGGAACCAGCAGUUUGGAUCAAAGUCGGUGGAGAAUUUGAGGAGAUGUCUUAUGCUUCCGCCUCUGCCGGUUCACCUGGACCAGUGCCUCCAGAGGAUUAGAAUCCUAAGGCGUCCCAACAGGCCCAAGGUCGAGGAAUUGCGCUUGCGUGUCGAGAUGAAUUUUUGCAAAAUGUAUUGCACACUGAGCAUGAACAUGAAUUUGAAUCUUCAAAAUACGGCUAGGAACCUAAGAAACGCCGUUUACAAUACCGACAUCGAUGUGAUCCAAAUGCGGUAUGAGGCCACACAGAUAGCCUGGAUUUGGUCCAAUGGCAGCGUGUUGAUAAUAAAUGGAAGAGGCCAUGCGAUGCUGGCCGAAACCCAAAGGGAUCUGAUGCUUAGAACCUUGGCGAAGGCGAACUUUAAGGCCGAACCCUCAAACAAGCUGCUACACCUGCGUCUCAUUUCCUGCGCCCACUUUCCAUGGGGCAUCUCCUUGCCGGAGUUCACUGCGUCAAGCGUGCUCUCUCCAGAGUCGCAUAUGAAAUAUGUCUACUACGUGGACAAGGCGAUUCCCGGGGUGGCAGCUCGUGUUCACGAGACGGGAAUGAUCCAGGUGUUUGCCAUGACCACGGGUGAGGCGGAUAACAUGCUGAAGAAACUGUACCUGCUCACGGCCAACCACCGAAAGGCCACCAUAGAUGUCUUCAAAAAGGAAUCAAUCGACUACGACUGA